UUGGACAGAGGAGGACGCAUGAGACUGAAGAAGUAACUGCUGCAGAGGCUGAGCGCGCGGACAGCUUUGGAGAUCCCGGCACAGCGCUUUGACGCACGCACGCACUAUGGACUACUGAGCUCUGCAGGGAAGAAGCAGUGCGCGCACAGAAACAGCUGCUGCCUCCAACCUCACUCCUUUUUGUGUUUAGUUUUGAAGUUGACAGUUAUUGAUCAUCUAACAGUGAGUCUAGAUCGUGAAGAAGUUUCUGUCGUGAUGAAGUUUCUGCUUUUACCGGUUUUAAUGGCUUUGUUCGCCGUCGCCCAAGUUUGUUGCGAAGACGACGAGCCGAAGGAAGAGUCUGACUACUGGAGCAGCAAUCAGAUCCAGGACGGCUGGCUCUCCAACGACCCCUUCAGAGAGAUCCUCCUGAGGAUGACCAGGAAGCCGCGGCCGCACCAGUUCAUCGGCCUGAUGGGGAAACGCUCGAUGGCGAACGCACAGAUCACCCGCAAAAGGCAUAAAAUCAACUCUUUCGUUGGCCUGAUGGGGAAGAGGAGCCAAGAGGAGCCCGAGUCCUAUGACUGGAACACAAUACAGACGUACGACCGGCGCCGCUAACAGUCAGUCAGCUGCCUGCACCUCAUCGAGCCACCCCCCCCCCCUCCCACCAGAGGACCAGACGCUGGUUUUGUUUUCUCCAGACUGUGUGUAGCUGUUAGUCAAAUAAAAUGAUUGUUUCCACAUCGUC
Messenger RNA from Cottoperca gobio, 730 nucleotides. RefSeq names its product tachykinin precursor 1 (gene tac1). The coding region runs from base 256 to 600 and encodes 114 amino acids. NCBI's taxonomy places the organism in Eukaryota, Metazoa, Chordata, Actinopteri, Perciformes, Bovichtidae. The transcript has 5 exons. Gene Ontology annotation, biological process: tachykinin receptor signaling pathway. The record is from RefSeq and is a predicted model, not a curated record.